CCCCGGUCGCAGAUCGGGCGCGGCAGGGAGAAAGUAGGAUUCAGAAAGCACUUUUCCCACAAAGCGGCUUUGCGGCGGUCGCCGCUCCCUGCCCAGGCCGGCCGGAGUCGGGGAAGCCACAGAGGGCCCUUUAAGGGCGGAGAGGUGCGCUGUCUCUUUAAGGCAGGUCCUAGUGGUUUCUGUUUUCUGAAGGAAGUGACGGGGGGUGGAAUUGAAUGAAAAGUGCAAAACAGAGUCUCGGAGCGCCGGAGUCGGGGACCGCAGGAGCCGCGGAGCUGGGCCGGCGAGCGGGCGGGCCGGGGAGCGCCGUGUCCGGGUGGAAGCCGCCGGGGCGCGCGGCGGAGCACGGCCCACGUGCGUCCCUGCCGCGUCGCGGGUGACCCAGAGGCUGAACAAUCCGGGGGAGCCGCUCCGGGCGCCCCGAACUAGCCACCAAGUUCGAGCGAAGUUUGGCAGCACCGCCCCCUGCCCCCACGCGGCGCGCCGGGGCCGCGGAGGGCGGCGGCGGCCCCCGGGGAUGCGCCCUCCCGGCCGCCCUGGGCUCCCCACGGCGCCCCCGGCGCUGCUGCUGCUGCUGCCGCCGCUGCUAGUGCCGCUGCUGGGGGCGCUGCGCGGCGUGGACGCGGGAGCGGCCGCACCGUCAGAGCUGCGGGUCCGCGUGCGGUUGCCCGACGGCCAGGUGACCGAGGAGAGCCUGCAGGCGGACAGCGACGCCGACAGCAUCGGCCUCGAGCUGCGCAAGCCCGACGGCACCCUCGUCUCCUUCACCGCGGACUUCAAGAAGGAUGUGAAGAUCUUCCGGGCCCUGAUCCUGGGGGAGCUGGAGAAGGGGCAGAGUCAGUUCCAGGCCCUCUGCUUUGUCACCCGGCUGCACCACAAUGAGAUCAUCCCCAGUGAGGCCAUGGCCAAGCUCCGGCAGAAAAACCCCCGGGCUGUGCGGCAGGCCGAGGAGGUGCGGGUCCCGGAGCAGCUGCACAUGGACAUGGCUGUCAACUUCAGCCAGGGGGGCCUGCUGAGCCCCCAUCUCCGCAACGUGUGUGCCGAGGCCGUGGAUGCCAUCUACACCCGCCAGGAGGACGUCCGGUUCUGGCUGGAGCAAGGUGUGGACGGCUCGGUGUUUGAGGCUCUGCCCAAGGCCUCAGAACAGACGGAGGUGCCUCGCUGCGGGCAGGUGGGGGACCGCGGAAAGCCCUGUGCUUGCCACUACGGCCUGAGCCUGGCCUGGUACCCCUGCAUGCUCAAGUACUGCCACAGCCGCGACCGGCCUGCGCCCUACAAGUGCGGCAUCCGCAGCUGCCAGAAGAGCUACAGCUUCCACUUCUACGUGCCCCAGAGGCAGCUGUGUCUCUGGGAUGAGGACCCAUAGCCGACAUGGGUGGGGGGUGGGCCCGAGCUGACUGCUGUGGGCUCACCACUCCUCCCCCAGCACUAGAGGGGGUAGCAACCCCCAAAUGAGGCCUUAUUCCCCUCCCUUCCCACUCCCCUAAUCCGGGAGCCUCUGGCCCCAUCACUCAUGACUGUGAAAAAGGGGUGUGGCAUGGCAGGGGUUAAAAUAUGAAGGCAGCCCCCCCCCCCAAUCGCACCCCUGUGCCUUCCUUGGGGACAGGGAGGGAGAAGGGGGUUUCCCAAACUGCAUCCCUCCCCUCCCUCAUCUUCUCUGAAGUGUUCACUUUCAAGCAAGCAAAAUGUGAUGGCCUCUGCUUCUUUUAUUUAACUCUUUCAUGGUUUAGACCCUAAAAGGAGGCUGUGCCUGUUGUACCCACCUCCCCACGCACAGCUCCCCGCCCCCCCUCAAAAAACACAGAAGGAGCUGCACCUUUCUACUCCCCAACAAUGAGGGGCUCAUUACCCCCAAAGCGGGGCUGUUGGGGACAGAUGCCACAGCCCCCAUUCCGGAUGACAAAGCCUUCUCCUUGCUGGCCUCUAGGGCUGCCAGGCAGGGCGGGGUGGAGACCUCCCACCGCCGAGACAGACCACGUGCCUUUCCCCUAGACCUGGACUUGGCCGCCAGAGCAGGCGCCGGCUCUUGCCCCCUCGAAACAGAAAUAUUUUUGUAGGGUUCCGAAGCAGGAGCAUGAAGUACGAGGAAAACUUGAAUUCCAGAUUUUUAAUGCAAAGUAUUUAUCGUUUGUACCAGAAAUAAAAGUUUUUACUUGA
Molecule: messenger RNA, 2157 nt
Organism: Choloepus didactylus (southern two-toed sloth)
Lineage: Eukaryota; Metazoa; Chordata; Mammalia; Pilosa; Megalonychidae
Gene: OAF
Product: out at first homolog
Exons: 4
Coding region: 518-1366 (282 amino acids)
Source: RefSeq, a predicted model, not a curated record